Molecule: messenger RNA, 1461 nt
Organism: Lathyrus oleraceus (garden pea)
Lineage: Eukaryota; Viridiplantae; Streptophyta; Magnoliopsida; Fabales; Fabaceae
Product: mitotic checkpoint protein BUB3.1
Exons: 9
Coding region: 208-1230 (340 amino acids)
Molecular function (GO): protein binding
Source: RefSeq, a predicted model, not a curated record
ACAGAAGAGUGCAUCAUCAUCAAGUUGAGUUGUAGCGUCCCUCGCGUCAAUUUUGAAAUUUUGAAUAUUAAUUAUCGAAUCCAAACUGAAAAACAAAACAAAAACAAACGAACACCCCGUGUUUGCCUCGCCUCUCCUCUUCAUUCAAAAUAAAAUAAAAUAAAUUUGAAAGAAAAGUUCCGUUUGGAAACCCUAGCUAGCAGCACCAUGGCUACAACACCAGCUGUGUCCGGUCGAGAGUUGACCGAUCCUCCCUCAGACGGAAUCUCCAACAUUCGUUUCUCUAAUCACAGUGAUCAUCUUCUAGUUUCCUCAUGGGACAAGACUGUGCGUUUGUAUGAUGCAAGCGCAAAUGUGCUUAGGGGAGAGUUUCUUCACGGUGGACCCGUCCUUGACUGUUGCUUCCAUGACGACUCUUCCGGAUUCAGUGCAUCUUCCGAUAACACUGUCAGACGACUCGUUUUUGCCACCGGGAAAGAGGAUAUUUUGGGAAAGCAUGAUGCUCCUGUUCGGUGUGUUGAGUACUCCUAUGCCGCAGGGCAAUUGAUCACUGGUAGUUGGGACAAAACCCUAAAAUGUUGGGACCCUAGAGGUGCAAGCGGACAGGAGCGCACUCUUGUUGGGACGUAUCCACAGCCUGAGCGUGUUUACUCUCUAUCUCUUGUUGGACAUCGGCUUGUUGUAGCAACAGCUGGAAGACAUGUUAAUGUUUAUGACUUGAGAAAUAUGUCUCUGCCUGAACAACGAAGGGAAUCUUCAUUGAAAUAUCAAACCAGAUGUGUACGCAGCUACCCAAAUGGAACAGGAUAUGCACUUAGUUCUGUUGAAGGGCGGGUUGCAAUGGAAUUCUUUGACCUCUCUGAAGCUAGCCAGGCAAAGAAAUACGCUUUUAAGUGUCACAGAAAAUCUGAAGCUGGAAGGGAUAUUGUCUAUCCUGUAAAUGCCAUGGCAUUCCACCCCAUAUACGGUACAUUUGCCACAGGAGGUUGCGAUGGUUUUGUUAAUGUAUGGGAUGGAAACAACAAAAAGAGGCUGUAUCAGUAUUCAAAAUAUCCAACUAGCAUUGCUGCACUCUCAUUUAGCAGAGAUGGCCGCCUCCUGGCUGUUGCAUCAAGUUACACAUUCGAGGAGGGACCCAAACCACAAGAACAAGAUGCUAUCUAUGUUCGCAGCGUGAAUGAGAUUGAGGUCAAGCCAAAACCCAAAGCCUUUCCCAAUCCUACAGCUUGAAUCACUGGUUUCUGAUAGUAAUUUUGAAAAAUAGGAAUUUAUUUUAGCAUAUUUCUACUGUGUACCUUGUUCAUAUGUUUCGUGUGAACAUCGUGGUAAACUAAUAUUGUGAAUUUCUAGACACGUGUUGGUUAACAUUUUGGCAUUUAUAUUUUAUUUGUCUGAGUUUUCCUUCAUUGUAAAUAGUUGCAAUGUUGUAAAGACCAAUGUGACUAUUAUUGUUUUGUUAUA